Molecule: messenger RNA, 1203 nt
Organism: Uranotaenia lowii
Lineage: Eukaryota; Metazoa; Arthropoda; Insecta; Diptera; Culicidae
Gene: Fdx2
Product: adrenodoxin-like protein 2, mitochondrial
Exons: 2
Coding region: 227-778 (183 amino acids)
Biological process (GO): positive regulation of oxidoreductase activity; P450-containing electron transport chain
Cellular component (GO): mitochondrion
Molecular function (GO): 2 iron, 2 sulfur cluster binding
Source: RefSeq, a predicted model, not a curated record
CGUUUCUGUUCCAACUCUCAAAAUCCAUCCGAUCGUGCUUGAGUGUGGAAGCAUUUUCUUGUUACCAGCAGCAAAGCAUAGCUUAAAAAAUAAUUCAAUCAUCUUCAAUUUGCCAAGAGCAAUCGAAGAAAUUAGCAUAACUUAGAAGAAUAUUUGCAUCGCGUGUGCUUUGCCUGUCUACCUCCUAGAUUAAAGCCAGUGUUAUUACGGUUAAUUGGUGUCCAAAAUGUUGAAGCUGAUUACAUCACGCUGUGCUCAGUUAAAAAUUCGCGAGGGCAUCUUGGCAGCUGUCAGCAGCAGCAGCAGCAGCAAAACCAGUUUCGUCGCAUUGUCAUCCAAUGGGUACCAUCAGCAGCAGCAGUCUCAGCGCCAGCUACACAACAGCCUAAUUUCUCCCCAAAGAAAUCUGUCUACGUCCAACCCGAAGCUGCAAAGUGAAGAGGUUGAAAUCACAUUUGUCCGCUCGAGUGGCGACCGGAUAAAGGUGAAGGGCAAGCUCGGAGACUCGCUGCUGGACGUGGUCGUCAACAACCAGAUCGACCUGGACGGAUUCGGUGCGUGCGAGGGAACGCUGACUUGCUCCACGUGCCACCUCAUCUUCUCCAAGGCCGAUUACGAUGCGCUACCGGAGAAACCGAGCGAUGAAGAGCUGGACAUGCUGGAUCUGGCCUACGAACUGACCGAUACUAGCCGGUUGGGGUGCCAGAUUGUGCUGACUAAGCAGCUUGAAGGGCUGGUGGUACGGGUUCCGUCGACAAUUAACGAUGCCAGAAAGUAACGAUGUCCUAUGGGCGGGCAUAAUCCUCUUCACGUCUAGAGUUUAAGGUAAGGUGGUGGGAUUGUGUGCUUCUGAGGCGCAAAUGAGCGUGAACGAUCAAUGGAUGAACGAGAGUUACUCACCGUAAGGCACACCAUUUCUGUUCCAGUUCCGUCUAGAUAGUUUUUAUUUUUCUUUAUUUUUUUUUCAAUGACACCAUUAUGUGCUUUGUAUUGAUGCAAAAUGGAGCCAUCUUGAUGUAGAAAUUCCUCAUAUAGCUUGAAGCCAACGACAACAUUUGAAUGAUGUCUGCAAGUUAGCUGUUUGUUAGAUCGGCAAAUUGUAACUUGAAGUACGUACGUUUGUGUUCGCGAAUGGAAGUAUAGAUUUGAUAGUGUUAUUUUCAAAAUCUUGUUGAACAAAUAUAAAGUUAUAUAAAUAUUUUA